This is a messenger RNA of Nematostella vectensis (starlet sea anemone), 1855 nucleotides long. Its product is annotated as dolichyl-phosphate beta-glucosyltransferase. The transcript is spliced from 11 exons. Gene Ontology annotation, cellular component: endoplasmic reticulum membrane. Lineage: Eukaryota; Metazoa; Cnidaria; Anthozoa; Actiniaria; Edwardsiidae. Bases 59 to 1072 code for a protein of 337 amino acids. The record is from RefSeq and is a predicted model, not a curated record.
GAGACAUAUUUUGCAGGCUCCGGAUAUCAAUGAACGCCUUGGACUUUGUCUUGGCAAAAUGGAGGAUUUCGUGCAGUCUGUACUCGGAAUUAGUCUCUUUUCUUUGAUGAUCAUAGCCACAUUCGCUCUUCUAGGCCUUAUACUGUCGGGAUUGAUCAUGGUUUUCAUCACUGCCAAGGAGGCAGUACCAACUAUAACACGGUUUGAGAGUGAGAAGAGCUUUCAGGAUCCUAACAAGAACAAUGCAAUCUACUCUUUUCCUUACAUGGAAGAAGAGGGAUCUAUAGAUUUGUCUGUUGUUGUUCCUUCCUACAAUGAAGAGGAAAGAUUACCAAUAAUGAUGGAUGAAACAUUGGAAUAUCUACUAGAAAAAAAGAAAUCCAAUCCUUCAUUCACUUCUGAAAUUAUUGUUGUUGAUGAUGGUAGCAAAGACAAGACCACAGAGGUGGGAUUGAGAUAUGCAAAGCAAUGUGGUGUGAGUAGUGUCCGGGUUCUUACUCUAGCUAAGAACAGAGGAAAAGGCGGAGCUGUUAGGAUGGGUGUGUUCAGUAGUAGAGGAAGAAAAAUCCUAAUGGCUGAUGCAGAUGGUGCAACAAAGUUUUCUGACCUUGAUCGACUUGAUACUGCUCUGAAUGAUGUGACUGCGGCUAAGGGGGUCAAGCCUGCCAUUGUUUGUGGCUCAAGAGCUCAUUUACAGGAGGAGGCAGUCGCCACAAGAUCUGCUUUUAGGAAUUUUCUGAUGUAUGGGUUUCAUUUCUUAGUGUGGUUUCUAUGUGUAAAAGGCAUCAAAGACACUCAGUGUGGCUUUAAGUUAUUCACUAGGUCUGCAGCUCUGCUCACCUUCUCUGCACUGCAUGUAGAGAGAUGGGCUUUUGAUGUGGAACUCCUUUACAUCGCACAGCAAUUACAAAUUCCUAUAGCAGAGGUGGCAGUCAACUGGACAGAAAUAGAUGGCUCUAAGAUGAUCCCCGUGUGGAGCUGGUUGCAGAUGGGUAAAGAUCUUCUGCUCAUUCGCCUGCGCUAUGUGAUCCAUGCAUGGAGAAUCCAGACCAUCAAGCUCAAAACACAAUAAUAGAAUUCUAUCUGCACAUGUUUGAUAUAGUUAUGCAUGCAAAAUUAGUGGGAGCCAAAAUGUGUACAAUUGAAGUGUUCUAUGUCAAAUCAAGUUGUUUGAUUCCAGAAAAGGGGUAGAGGGGCCCCUCCCUUAGUGGGGAAGUAUGGAUCUUCUUUUAUAGAAUUCGAACUUCAUAGUGGUCUAUAUGGAAAUCAUAUACAAAAAAUAAUAAUAUUCAAGCUACCCAGGGUACCUGAGGUCAACUCGAACACUUGAAACCAAAAGUCGAGUUGCAAAGACUCUUGUUAUUCUUGUGAGCAAAAGGCUUAGUAUAAUGGGAAGGAGACGCAGCUAUGUGUCUUCUUGGCUGUAUGUGAGUGUGUAAGUUGGACUUUGGACGGUAACAAAAAACGUUGGGUAGCACUAGCCGAACUCUCAAUAUAUUUCAGUUGUUACCAAAAAGAGAUAGAAGCUAGUAGCCUCUAAAACUUUUGGGAAUCUUGAAUGCAAAAACAUAACAAUUUUCGCACUGUCACUAGAGAAAUGCCGAACAUCAAUUCAAAAUGAAAAACUAUCACGUUAUGCCUUUGCUUUAGAAUAUUUUACUAUUAUCCAAAAUGAAACAUAACCAAUUAGGAACUCGAUAUUAUUUUGACUAUGUACUAAAGAAAAGCUGCUACUUUUUCACGGAACGCAUAAAUUGCUAGCAUGUAAGAACUCUUUUUCUAAUGGAAUCGAUCUGUGGAUAAGAGAAAUUAUUGAGUAAUAUAAAUGAAUUAAUAAAUAUUGUUUUUGAGCGCA